Messenger RNA from Dentiscutata erythropus, 321 nucleotides. The record is from the annotation of a GenBank genome assembly. NCBI's taxonomy places the organism in Eukaryota, Fungi, Glomeromycota, Glomeromycetes, Diversisporales, Gigasporaceae.
UUAUUUGUUACUACUCCAGUGUUUCGUCCAGGGCUUUUUGCUGGUUUGUCUUGUUGUGGCCCAGUUUCGUUAGGAUUUCGUCGGUUUAACAGAGUUUCGUCAUUUCGCUACGAAGAUUUGUCUUUUGUCUUUUUAGGCUCAGUUUUGCUGGGGAUUCGUUGUUUCACCAGAGUUUCAUCAUUUCACCACGAAGAUUCAUCUUUUGUUCUUUUUGAGGUUUCACCGGGAUUUUAUUGUUUCGCCAAAUUUUGGACCUUGCCAGAAUUUCGUCUUUGUUUUUUGGGCUCAGGAUUCGUCUUUCAAGUAUAUGGCUUCAUCUAA